GCCGUAUCAAAAUAUUUACAAUCUCAGAAUCUGUUCUUCCUCAAAACACAAUUCUAGUAGACUAGAUCUAGAUCUAGUAAAUUCUAGUAGAGAGUAGUGUAGAGUCUAGAAUUAGAAUCUAGAAUCUACUACUAAUCUAGUCACAAGAUAAAACUGAAAGAAAAAAAAUGGAUGAUUAAGUAGUUAAACAACAUAUUAAGAGUAUGCAUAGCGAUGAUCUGUACUUUGCCGACACACCAAAACACAGGGGUCAUGAUUUGGCACUCUGGUUCUUGUCUCAUGCUUUCAAGCAAGAAGGUCAGGUGGAAACAUUUAGACAACUAGUGCGUGACACGGAAUAUGCCCACCCAGGGUUUAUGGAGUCGCCUGUCAUUGGGCUUACACUAUUUCGCUGCAUUCAUAUGAACCGUAAGGAUGUUAUACUAAGUCUCUUGGCAGAGGGAGCUGAUGUAAAUAUGAUGUUCCGGGGAAGGUGCAUGCUUCAUGAAACUGUCAAGGUGUCCAAUGAAAAGAUGCUUAGCUUUCUGCUAUCUUUGCCGCAAGUAGAUAAAGACAGAUACGAUGUGGACACUAAGACACCAUUAAUGGAAGCCUCCAGGGGGAGACCUAAAUGUCUUCGGAUUCUUCUAGAAGCCAACUGUGAUAAGCUAUUAACUGAUUCUGAGGGUGAUACAGCAUUACACCAGACAUUCCGAGAGCAGCGGGCGCAUAAAGAUGACAUUCUGGCAUGUAUGGACAUUCUCCUAGAAUUCGGCAUGGAUAUCAAUGCUCCAGGUUCUCAGGGGAAGACCUGCUUGCAGAAAGCUGUGGAGAUGGGUUACCACUGGCUGGUCAAAUGGCUUAUUCUUCACAACUGUAACCUCCACCCCACGGUGAGAAACUCACGUUACAUACAGGGUUCAUUCUGGUCUCCAAAGCUGACCAGUGAGAUUCCAAUCCUCAUCGCUUUCCGAAAGGCUGACCGUGUCCUAGUUGAGGUGCUGAUAGCCUGUGGGUGUAGCUUCCGGCGCUAUCACUGGAUACUGAGCUACUGCAAACCCUACAGGCUCCUACAUAAGCAUCUGUUGGAGGCAUUCAGAAGAGUGGAGUCCUUGCAGACCCUGUGCAGGAAGGUCAUCAGAAACUGUCUAACAACAAACAUUGUGGCGGAAAGCAAAAAACUAGGCCUCCCAGAAUCUCUUCAGAAAUUUGUCCUCUGUCAGGAAGAGCUGAAAGCAUUGGAUAGAGCUGAGGAGUAAAAACUUGAAUUUUGACACCUUCAAUAUUUAAAGAGAUCUGUUCCUUAGACAUAAAAGAGUCUUUUAGUUAAUUUGAAAGAAAGCGAAUUGUAAAAUAAUUAAAACUCAAAUUGAAAUCCUUUUUUUUUAUCUGAUCAGUCAUUAUUAUUAUUUAAUAUUAUUCACACCAGGGAAAUUCAAAUUUAUUGAACUCAUCCACCGUAAUCAUACUCAAUCUUGAUGUAAUGCUGGCACAACAUUUGACACUAUUAUAAAUUCAAAAAGAGUUUUCUUCAACUUCAAAAGAUUGUAGAAAUUUUUAUUUCAAUACUUAGACUCUACUUCUUUCACAGAUCUCCAUCGUAUUUUUUUUUUUUUAAAGCUGUUCCAUGAAUUAUAUUAUUGAAAGUUGAUGUGAAAAUGAGCUUUCUUCUAUUAGAGAGUUUUUUUAAUAAUUCUGUUAUACAUAUUAUGAAGUAGACAGACAGGCUAUAUGUUCAAACCAGUAAACUAAGUAUCUUAUCUGGGAUCACUGACGGUAAAGUUUUUACUGAACAUCAAUGCUGUAGCUGGCAUAAACAUUGUAAUAGAUUGUGUUUCAUUGCUGUGAUAUUUAUUUAGUUUAAUGGUCAUUGUUUUUUUCCUCCCUCUAAAUCAUAUUAAUAAUCAUAAUUCUAUCUACUAUUUGUAAGUAUAUUUUUGUUUAUAGAAGAUAAAAUAUGAACAUAUUUUUUUAUCAUUACAUAACUAGAGUUUCGUAAAAUAUUCCCUUUUUUUUUAUGUUAUUAGACCAUGUGCAAUUCAUUUAUUAUUGUAACCAAUAGUAUAAAGUAUACAAGAAUGUCAUGUGGCUA
Biomphalaria glabrata is the source of this 2071-nucleotide messenger RNA. RefSeq lists its product as uncharacterized. The transcript is spliced from 5 exons. Gene Ontology annotation, molecular function: RNA nuclease activity; RNA binding; protein binding. The record is from RefSeq and is a predicted model, not a curated record. Gene Ontology annotation, biological process: intracellular signal transduction; RNA processing. Bases 204 to 1238 code for a protein of 344 amino acids. NCBI's taxonomy places the organism in Eukaryota, Metazoa, Mollusca, Gastropoda, Planorbidae.